UCGUUGCUGAGUACAAUAGGCCUAAUCUUGCUCAGUUGUUUAUUAGCCUAUUAUUAAAUUUCCUUGAGACUUCAUGCCAAAUUAUUCAGUAGCCAACAAAGUGAGAAAAGAACUUGAAUUUCAAGUUGAUUUACAAAUUAUAAUGAAAGUCUUCUUUGAUUGUAAGUAAAUGUAACCAUUGCAGAGAAGAGUGUGAUGGUUUCUUUAUAAGAAGCUUGUUUAUCCAUCAACCAUGAAGAGAUCGAAAAAUGAUCACAUUCGCUCCACCAUCAGCCGAUAUUUCAAACGUCGACAGUUCCAUGAAUCUGAAAUGCCCUCUAGAAAAGAUGGCCGUCGAGAACAGACAGUAACAGAGCUAUCUGUCCGUCGUCGUGCCAAGUCUCGGACAAGUGUAGAGAACACUCUGGCCCUCACCAGCAUAUCGGGGGAUGCCACAGCAUGUGACCAGCAGUUUACAAGAUUCAAGCAUUUCAUUCUUGGAGCAGCCAGCCCCCAUCAUCCAAAGCUCCAGCCACUCCUGCUACCGAUGUUUGUGCACACCUACCUCGAGAUGUUGUGCAACGGACAGAAGGUUCCAGCUCAGAAAUUCCACGAGAGACACGGAGAAAUGUUCACCGACGAGAAAAGUCAGUCGUUAACGAAACUGUUGAAGAAGCUGGAGACCAAGGCUGAGGUGAUGUCCAACAAAGAAGUCACAGAAUACAGGGAGCACAGGUUCUUGCUGAGCGUGGAGCCGGACACUAUGGACUAUCUGAUGCAUUUUCUCAAGACUGAUGACAGCAUGAUCAUGUUGCAGGUCUUCAACCAAUGUGUCAAAGUUAAUGUCACCAAGUCCGAGUCCAGCGGGCAGCUAGAGCUGCAGCCUUUCUCCGACAUGGACACAGAGACGACCUCUGUGGGCGACACGCCAACAGACGUCACCGUGAAGACGGAGGCUAGCCAGGGGGAGCAGCCGCAGCAGGAACAGAGUCUGGAGGAAGAGCUGAGCGCGGCCAUCUCGGCUGUGCGAGGAUUACCUCCCUGCCUGCCUUCUAUCUGUUUCUUCACGUUUCUCAACACCUACCAAGGCCUGUGUUCCUCCACCAUCUCCCCGGACAAGAAGAAGCUGAGCGGGUGUUUCGAGGACGCCAGCAUCUCCAUUUGGAACCUCGAGCCCGACGUGUUCCGCCGCGCGCCCGCAGACACGGACGUCAGUCGCAUCGUCUUAGGGGCGGACCACAUCCUGUUUAGCGAGGACGAGAUCAAGGAGAGGAUGAACAAAAGAAGUGGCCAGAGCACAGAGACGGCCAAGCUGGUGGGUCACCGAGGCCCCGUGUACAGAAGUCGCUUCCUGUACAACUCCAAUAGUCACCUGUUGUCCUGCUCCGAGGAUUCCUCUGUGAGGUUGUGGGACAUGGCCACCCAGAGCAACGUGUGCCUCUACAAAGGUCAUAGUUCAGCUGUCUGGGACGUCAGUGUCAGCUCAACAGACACGUGGUUUGCCAGCAGCUCCCACGACACGACGGCCAAACUGUGGACCACGGAGAGGACGUUCCCGCUGCGCUCCUACGUGGGGCACACCAUGGACGUAGAUUGCGUGGAGUUCCACCCCAACAACAGCUACCUGGCCUCUGGCUCGGGAGACAAGACCGUGCGCUUCUGGAGCCUCACGGAGGCCCGCUCUGUGCGUCUGCUACAAGGUCACCGGGGCUCGGUGCUGGCUCUGGCCUUCUCCCCCGACGGGAAGCUGUUGGCCUCGGCAGGUGAGGACCGCCGUCUGCGCGUGUGGGACCUGCGCACGGGCCGCGUCAUGAAGGAGCUGCGAGGUCACAGCGACACGGUCUAUGCCCUGGCCUUUGACGAGAAUAGCUCCGUGCUGGCGUCGGGUGGCGCCGACUGCUGUGUGCGUCUGUGGGACGUCAACAAAGCCACAGACACGCCUCAGGCAGAGGGUCACUCGUCCCCGGAGCUGCUGGGCGCGUUCCCCACCAAGUCGGCGCUCAUCUCCUACCUCAGCUUCUCCUCCUACAACGUUCUCCUGGUGGCCGGCGCCAGCUCGUGAGUCCGUCGUGGUCUCUAUGCCAGUCUGACCCAGUGCAGUGCUGAUUUUAAGCUAGUCUACCAAAGUCUGACAGACGCCACGCAGUGCUGAUUUACCCCAGUCUGAGUCGCUGACGCCGGGCAGUGCUGAUCUACGCUAGUCUGCUGACGCAGUGCAAUGCUGAUGUACGCCAGUCUGACGCAGUGUGGUUCUGAUCUACGCUAUUCUGCUGGCGCAGUGCAGUGCUGAUGUACGCCAGCCUUACUGCCGCCGUGUGUGGUGUUUGUCUAACCGUGUCUGACCAAGUUUUCAAUGUCAUGCGGUGUUGGUCUACACUAGUCUGACGGAAGCAAGGCGGUGCUUGUGUUUGCUAGUCUGGUGCGUGGCAUGUGGUUCCGGUCUAUGGCUAGUCUGACAGAUGCCUUGCGGAGCUGAUCUACCUAUGUCUGACAGAUGCUUUGUACUGAUAGUUAAGCUAGUUUGAUGGAUGCAAGACGGUGCUGAUCUUUGAUUGUCCAACGGGUGCCUUGCAUUAAGUUGCAUUGCUCGUCUACCCUAACGCUAUAGAUGUAUGAAGUUCUGGUUGAUGCGAGCGAGAUGGAAACAAGAUGAAGUUCAGACCAGCCUGACAAAUGCCACAAGGGGCUUGUCUAUCACAGCCUAUGUGAGCACAAUAGGCGCUACACCGUGUUUGCACGGUGCAGCCUCUCUAUAACGACCUUCGAUAUAACGACAUCCUCUGUAUAGCGACAUG
Aplysia californica (California sea hare) is the source of this 2774-nucleotide messenger RNA. Its product is annotated as TAF5-like RNA polymerase II p300/CBP-associated factor-associated factor 65 kDa subunit 5L. Gene Ontology annotation, biological process: transcription initiation at RNA polymerase II promoter. Lineage: Eukaryota; Metazoa; Mollusca; Gastropoda; Aplysiida; Aplysiidae. Gene Ontology annotation, molecular function: RNA polymerase II general transcription initiation factor activity; protein binding. Bases 233 to 2041 code for a protein of 602 amino acids. Gene Ontology annotation, cellular component: transcription factor TFIID complex. The transcript has 14 exons. The record is from RefSeq and is a predicted model, not a curated record.